This is a messenger RNA of Phaeodactylum tricornutum CCAP 1055/1, 537 nucleotides long. RefSeq lists its product with no specific name. The coding region runs from base 12 to 386 and encodes 124 amino acids. NCBI's taxonomy places the organism in Eukaryota, Bacillariophyta, Bacillariophyceae, Surirellales, Neidiaceae. Gene Ontology annotation, biological process: cellular response to nitrogen starvation. The record is from RefSeq and is a predicted model, not a curated record. The transcript has 2 exons.
AGAUCACCACCAUGAGCAAGUCUUUCAAAGAGGAGCAUCAACUAGAAAAGCGCAAAUCCGAGGCAGAGCGAAUCCGCGCCAAAUACCCAGACCGAGUUCCUGUGAUUUGCGAAAAAGCCGAUCGGUCGGAUAUCCCGGACAUUGACAAGAAAAAGUAUUUAGUACCAGCAGACUUGACAGUCGGUCAGUUUCAUUACGUGAUUCGGAAGCGAAUUAAGCUGGCGCCGGAAAAAGCGCUUUUUCUCUUUUGCUCGAACACAAUUCCUCCGAAUGCGGCGCUAAUGAGUACCGUGUACGAGGAACAAAAGGAUGAGGACGGCUUUCUCUACAUUCAAUACAGCGGAGAAUCUACAUUUGGGGACGUAGACGCGGAAGAGGAGGAAUAAAUUGUCGAGGGAAGUCACCAGCUACUUUUAAGAGCCAAUUGCUCUAAAGAACUUUGCGAAUCUGGGCCCAAUUUUGCGGCCCUUGCCUGUGAGUACCUCAGUAAAUAGAGCAAUAUUUGAAUAAAGUAAGGAAGUUCUAGCUGUUACGCUG